Capsella rubella is the source of this 1104-nucleotide messenger RNA. Its product is annotated as F-box/kelch-repeat protein At4g23580. Gene Ontology annotation, molecular function: protein binding. The transcript has a single exon. NCBI's taxonomy places the organism in Eukaryota, Viridiplantae, Streptophyta, Magnoliopsida, Brassicales, Brassicaceae. The coding region runs from base 1 to 1104 and encodes 367 amino acids. The record is from RefSeq and is a predicted model, not a curated record.
AUGAAUGGAGAAGUCCUACCGGUAAUAAGCUUUAUGAUGCUUCCCGAUGAUUUGAUACUAAGUUGCUUAGCACGUAUCUCAAGAUUGCAUUACCCAUCUCUCUCUUUAGUCUCCAAGAGAUUUCGCAUUCUUAUCGCUUCCAAGGAACUUUACCAAACCCGAAUCCUCUUAGGUCGCAUUGAGAGUAGUCUCUAUGUGUGUUUUAGAUCCUAUAGACAUUAUACCAACCCAUUACGUUGGUUCACUCUUUGCCAAAGACUACACAAUGCCGAAAAAGUUUUGGUCCCGAUUCCAUCUCCUAAUUCACCAGUGGAUUUUAAGACAACUGUUGUAGCGGUUGGUCAUUACAUAUAUGCCAUUGGCGGAUUUGUUAAUUAUAAUGCAUUAUCAACCGUCAUGGUCAUGGAUUGUCGUUCUAACACAUGGAGUGAGGCCCCAAGUAUGCGGGUGGCUCGUGUGUUGCCGUCCGCUUGUGUUCUUGAUGAGAAAAUAUAUGUAAUAGGAGGUUACAACAAGUUCGAUUCGACGAAUUGGAUAGAGGUUUUUGAUACAAGUACCAAAACUUGGGAGUUUUUGCAUAUCCCUAGCGAUAAAAUAUGCUUAGGAGGCUCGAAAUACACAAUCGUUGCGUAUGAAGGAACAAUCUACGUGAGGUCUGAUGAUUUAGAUGCGACUUACAAGCUGUGUAAUAAAAAAAGUAGAUGGAGAGAGGCAGAUUUAGCGAUAAAUAUGGGAUUGAGAUCAGCAUCAACUUAUUGUGUGAUAGAGAACGUGUUCUACCGUUGUGGUGGUGGUUUUAUGAUCAAUUGGUAUGACUCUAAACCUAAGAUAUGGAGAAACUUGAAGGGUUUAGAAGGAUUGCCUAGCUUAUGUGGUAAUGUUGAGGGUAAAUUGGCGGAUUACGGUGGUAAAAUCGCGGUUUUAUGGGAGGAGUAUGUGCAAGUUGAAAAUCACAGGGAGAAAAUAAUAUGGUGCGCUGAAAUUUCACUUGCAAAAGACCUAAAUUUGGGGAUAAGAGGGAAGGUUGAAUGGUUUGGCAAAGUGUUUAGAUCCAACGAGCCAUAUGGUGGGGUGCAUGCUCUAGCGUCUACUAUUUCAAUAUGA